This is a messenger RNA of Penicillium brasilianum, 919 nucleotides long. The record is from the annotation of a GenBank genome assembly. NCBI's taxonomy places the organism in Eukaryota, Fungi, Ascomycota, Eurotiomycetes, Eurotiales, Aspergillaceae.
GCCUGAUCUCCCGAGCAACUAUAUAAGGAUCCUCGUAGCCAGCAACAAAUUUACACUUACCAUCAAUACAACCAUUCAACACCAUGGAACCUCUCACGAUCAACGUCAACGGCGAAUCAAGCAUCACCCGCCUUGCCGAACAAGGAUCCCUCCGACUGACAGUCGAAUGCGAAGCGAACUCUUCAAAAAACUAUCCCCCAAAACCAACGACGGCACUGCCACCGCCGACGCAGCAGUAACAAAAUUCGCAUCUACUUAUCUCCGCACGAGGAACUUUACCCCCCACGACAAGGAUAACAAGCCCUUGCCCAAGGUGUAUCAAGCCUCCAUGUCUCUGACUAUUGUUUUCCGCGAUAUCACCAAACUCAGCGAAGUCGUCGGCCAACUCGUGGCAUACUCUAAUGUCGAAAUCAGUGCGAUUGACUGGAGUUUGAGCGAGGCGACGCAGAAGGACCUGCGCUCGCGGAUGCGCAAAGAGGCUAUUCGUGAUGCGAUUGUUAAAGCCAAUGAUUAUGCUGGGGAGGUUGGGAGGGAAGUGUAUGCCGUAGAGAUCAUCAACGGUGGGCAGCAUGCUGUUACGCAGUAUGCUCCUCCAGGGAGAUCUCUCUUUGGGGGCGCUGGGGGUGCCCCCGUUGCCAUGAGAAGUACGAGAGGGGGGGCUCUGUUUGGUAGUGCUGCUCCUCCUAACCCUCCAGCCAUUUCGGAAACGCUUGAUCUUACUCCUCCAGACAUUCAAGUGACGAGUUCGGUGUCGGUUAGGUUUCAGUCUGUUCCCGACAAAUAAGAGGGGAGCUAUACAUUAGUAGCUUCUUUGACUGCUGAUUUUCCUUUCAUAUCACUGAAUUGAUUGAGCUCGACUGAUGAUAGCCCAUGUAGUUUGUUGUCAAGAAUAUACAUCAUGUUUGAAUUGAACCGUGUC